Molecule: messenger RNA, 1601 nt
Organism: Zerene cesonia (dogface butterfly)
Lineage: Eukaryota; Metazoa; Arthropoda; Insecta; Lepidoptera; Pieridae
Product: dual specificity protein phosphatase MPK-4-like
Exons: 7
Coding region: 257-1456 (399 amino acids)
Biological process (GO): protein dephosphorylation
Cellular component (GO): nucleus
Molecular function (GO): protein tyrosine/serine/threonine phosphatase activity
Source: RefSeq, a predicted model, not a curated record
UUGAAUGUUGAUUUCCCGCGAAUCGGAAAUUUAUAUUUUUUGAAUUAAGAUAAUUUAUUUAAUAUUAAAAUUGGUGACGAAUCUUUCUGAAGUUUAUUUUAAAAUAAUAUUUCGUAAUAAUAAAAAUCUGAUAAUCUUAUUCCUGGCCCUUAAGUCGUUAAUUUGCAAGUUUAUUUAGGCUGUUCGUUUUAUUGAUUUUUUCGUCAAUAUUGUUCCAAAAAAGAAAGCUUAUAAUAUAGGAGUCUAUAUAAUAUUAAUGGCUAAGCAACUAGCAGAAGUUGAAAUACACGCGGCAGAGACUGCCGAAGUUGAUGAUGAGAAUUUGGACAUCAGCGUAGAUCUUAUUGACGAUGGACUUUAUUUGGGUAAUCUGGCCUGUGCGAGAGACCACAAGACUCUAGAACGUCUCAAUGUGACACAUGUGCUGACAAUAGAUCUGGUUCCACUACCAAGGACAGUGUUGGAUCGCAGUAAACUUAUCUUCAAAUUUGUCAAAUUGGCAGAUAUACCAAAAGAAGAUUUAAUAAGCCAGCUUCCUGAUUGCAAUGAUUUUAUUAAACAAGCUAUUGGUAGUGGGGGCACUGUGCUGGUGCAUUGUUAUUUCGGCGUAUCGAGAUCAGCAGCAGUUGUCAUAGCAUACAUAAUGGAGAAAUAUGGGCUUUGUUAUGAAGAAGCAUUUGUUCUCGUGAAGAGUAAGCGGAGGUUUAUUGGUCCCAAUAUAGGAUUUGUUGCCCAACUGAAACUGUUUGGACAUAUGGGGUACAUGAUAAAUAGAGAAGACCCUAGGUACAAGCAGUUUAGGUUGAAAAUGGCUGGCCAGAAGUUAAAACAAGUGAAAAUCCUGCCUCAACUAUUCGCGGAUCUAAUAAAACCAGACCCCGGACUCAUCAGGGAGAGACCAGACCCAAUAGUUUACCGAUGCAAGAAGUGCCGCCGCAUUGUCGCCAGCCAGAGCAAUAUAAUACCCCACAUUCCCAAGCCAGUGAAGAUCGAACUAGCUAAAAAGGGCAUCAGACCGCCACCCAGCAAGCUGACUGGAUUGACUUGUGCCGAGAAUGGGCAGUUGUUGAUCGAGAAGCUGAAGAGUUUGGCCUGCCAGAUCAUGGACGGUGAUGAAUGUGGUGUGUCGGUGCAGGAUGGUGAUGAGGGGCCCAGUCAGGUGUUAGAUGGAUACAACGAGACGAACCUGGUGGAGUCGAGCAUAGCAGCUCGAGCCGAUCUACCCACGGUGUGCCGGCUCAUGUGGUUCGUGGAGCCGAUGCGCUGGAUGGAGGACGUGGGGCAGGCACCGCAGGGCAAGCUGAACUGCCCCAAGUGCCGCACAAAGCUGGGCAGCUUCAGCUGGCUCAUGGGCUGCAAGUGUCCGUGUGGCCAGAAGGUGGCACCGGCUUUUUACCUGGUGCCCUCGAAGGUGGAGUGGUCCAACAUCGUGCAGAACGUGCAAGUCACCGUCUAGAACGGAUUUAAACUCAACAGACCAUCUUGUGAUGGACGGAUAUGGGGAUAAUUAUGUUGUCAGCGAUAAAACAUCAUUUUGGAACAUAGUAAAUGUUGAAAUAAAAGAAAAUGGUUUGUGUUAAUGGAUAUUUAAAAUGGACAUA